This is a messenger RNA of Orbilia oligospora ATCC 24927, 339 nucleotides long. RefSeq lists its product as uncharacterized. Gene Ontology annotation, molecular function: RNA binding. Gene Ontology annotation, biological process: RNA splicing; spliceosomal snRNP assembly. The record is from RefSeq and is a predicted model, not a curated record. NCBI's taxonomy places the organism in Eukaryota, Fungi, Ascomycota, Orbiliomycetes, Orbiliales, Orbiliaceae. Gene Ontology annotation, cellular component: catalytic step 2 spliceosome; U4/U6 x U5 tri-snRNP complex; precatalytic spliceosome. The transcript has 4 exons. The coding region runs from base 1 to 339 and encodes 112 amino acids.
AUGGCUGAACUCCUAAACAAACCCCGAUCCGAACUCACCGAGUACGAGAUCGCUCAGCUCGAAGAAUACGAGUUCGCCAAUGGGCCCCUCUCAAUUCUACAGACUGCCGUCAGAACACACAAUCAAGUUCUGAUCUCGUGUCGAAACAACCGAAAACUCCUCGCCAGAGUUAAAGCCUUCGAUAGACACAGCAAUAUGGUGCUCGAGAACGUAAAGGAGAUGUGGACUGAAACACCCAGAAACGCACAGGGCAAGAAGGGACGGCCGGUGAACAAGGAUCGAUUUAUCAGUAAGAUGUUCCUACGAGGUGAUUCUGUGAUCCUUGUGCUUCUUAGUUAG